Otolemur garnettii (small-eared galago) is the source of this 2984-nucleotide messenger RNA. It is a transcript of the gene PML, whose product is annotated as promyelocytic leukemia. Gene Ontology annotation, molecular function: zinc ion binding; ubiquitin-protein transferase activity. NCBI's taxonomy places the organism in Eukaryota, Metazoa, Chordata, Mammalia, Primates, Galagidae. The coding region runs from base 62 to 2548 and encodes 828 amino acids. The transcript has 8 exons. Gene Ontology annotation, biological process: positive regulation of DNA-templated transcription; intrinsic apoptotic signaling pathway in response to DNA damage; PML body organization. Gene Ontology annotation, cellular component: PML body; nucleoplasm; chromatin. The record is from RefSeq and is a predicted model, not a curated record.
GCCUGCACCAUCCGGAUCUUCGCGGCCGCAGCGGAAACUUGCCUUUCAGCGCACACCCACCAUGCCUCCCCCGGAUAACCCCUCCGAAGACCAGCUGCCCAACCCGAGCCACACAGAGGAAGCCACGAAGGACGAUGAGUUUCAGUUCCUGCACUGUCAGCAUUGCCGAAUGGAAGCCAAGUGCCCCAAGCUGCUGCCCUGCCUGCAUACUCUGUGCUCGGGAUGCCUGGAGCCGCCGGUCACACAGUGCCCCAUCUGCCAGGAGCCCUGGCCUCCGGGCACUGACACGCCGGUUCUGGAUAAUGUCUUUUUCGAGAGUCUGCAGCGGCGCCUGUCGGUGUACCGGCAGAUUGUAGACGCGCGGGCAGUUUGCGUCCGCUGCAAGGAGGUGGCGGACUUCUGGUGCUUUGAGUGCGAGCAGCUCCUCUGUGCCCAGUGCUUCGAGGCACACCAGUGGUUCCUCAAGCAUGAGGCCCGGCCCCUGGCUGAGCUGCGCAGCAAGUCAGUGCAUGAGUUCCUGGACGGCACGCGCAAGUCCAACAACAUCUUCUGCUCCAACAGCAACCACCGCUCCCCUGAGCUGACCAGCAUCUACUGCCGGGGCUGUUCCAAGCCACUGUGCUGUACGUGCGCGCUCCUGGACAGUAGUCACAGCGAUCUUAAAUGCGACAUCAACCUGGAGAUUGAGCAGCGGCAGAAGGAGCUGGACUCGAUGACUCAGGGACUGCAGGAGCAGGACAGCGCCUUUGGUGAGGUGCAUGCUCAGAUGAGUGCGGUGGUGAGCCAGCUGGGCCACAGGCGCUCCGAGAUGGAGGCACUGAUCCGCGAGCGGGUGCGCGAGGUAGUAAAGCACGUGGAGGCGCAGGAGCGUAACCUACUGGAGGCCGUGAAGGAGCGCUACGAGCGCGACUACGAAGAGAUGGCCAGGCAGCUGGGCAGCCUGAACACCAAGCUUCAGCGCAUCCGCAUGGGUGGCAUGCUCGUGCAGAAGAUGAGGCGCUUCGCCUCUGACCAGGAGGUAAUGGACAUGCACGGCUUCCUGCGAGAGGCGCUCCGCCGCCUGUGUCAGGAGCAGCCCCAGACCCCGCAAGCCACAGUGCACACGGACAGCUUCGACGAGUUUAGGGCGCGCCUGGAGGUCCUCACCUCUAGCAUCACCCAGGGUACAGAUGCAGUUCUGUGCAACAGAGCCAGCCCUCUCAGGGACGCUUCUGAUGAUGACUUGCCUGAGGAGGUACCCCAGAGAGUGCAGAUGCAGGCCCAGGCCGAGGCCACGGCCUUGGAGCUGGCUGAAAACCAAUGUAUGGCAGUGGUACAGUCCGUGCCUGGGGCACACCCUAAGCCAAUGUAUGCCUACUCCAUCAAAGACUCCUCCUACAGAGAGGAGAUCCCCAAGAUAGCCGUCCCCCAGAAGAGGAAGUCCUGCCAAACUGAAUGCCCCAGAAAGGUCAUCAAGAUGGAGUCUGAGGAGGAUAAGGAAGCAAAGUUGGCUCUGAACUCCUCUGAGCAGCCCAGGCCCAGCACCUCCAGGGCAGUCUCACCACCCCACCUGGAUGGGCUGCCCAGCCCUAAGACCCCCAUCAAAGAAGCUGACAUUUCCUCACUCAACAGCAGCCAUGGGACCGAUGACAUUGAGGAGGCAGAGAAUUGCGUCUUUGUGAUCAGCAGCUCGGAAGACUCAGAUGCAGAACACUCGUGCGUGGAGCCCACGGAGAGCACUGAGUCCAUGGAGAGUGCUGAGCCCACGGAGAGCGCUGAGCCCACGGAGAGCACUGAGCCCAUGGAGAGCACUGAGCCCAUGGAGAGUGCAGAGCCCAUGGAGAGCGCAGAGCCACCACAGUCCUUGCCAGCCCACUCCCUGCAGAGAGCAAGAGGAUCAUUCUAUCCCCACCACCACCGGGCCUUCUGCCUGCCCACUGGCACAUGCCGCCCCCCAGCUUGGUCUCCCCACCAUCCCUCUGAGCAAGCUGUCAUCCCUGAUGCUAUGCCUCCCAGCCAGCCUGCUGAGCACCAGGAGCCUGCUGUCCACCGCGGGAUCAGUCUCCUGUUGCACAGAGCACAAAGAACCACCCACUUUCGUCACGCCAGCCACUUGCCCCUCCGAAUGCACCGUGGUUCCCGGUGGUCUUCAUCUUCCUAUGUGGUCCAAGCUCCCACCCCUGCCACCCAAGGGCCUCCUGACCAUCUUGCCCAGGAGCAGCCUACCCACCUGAACAGGGGCAUCAGCCCACGCCGUGGGGUCCGAAGGUCUGUGCGCUCCCGUGGCCGCUCCCUCAGGGACUCCCCUGUGUCCCGGUGGCUCAGCCAAUUUUUUGCUCUCCCUUUUUCUUCCGUGGCAUCCCAGCUUGGUGCCUCUUCCAUAGGAGGUUCAGGGGGAGGAAGAGCACUCCAAGUUCUUGGGACAGGAGUUCCCCUUGAGAAUUCUGACAGAGCCCCCAUGAAUCCUCAAGUCCCACUGGAGGCCUCUCCAGUUAUGGUGCCACCACCCUGCCCUCCCAAGAGGCCCCCCACCAGCCUGAGCCCAGGCCCUGCUCAAACAGGCCUCUGAAAGCCCUGAGUCCUUCCCUCUUAUAAUUUUGCAGUUCAAGGUCUGUGUCCUAGUCACUGAACUGCCUCCAGCCUGUGCUCUUAAAGUCUAUGUACAUAGUGGGGAUUCAUUAACUCUUGGUCAAAAAAUAAACCAAAAAAAUGAAUGGCUGUGUGCACCUCUGGGCUGGAAAACUUGAGUCCUCUCCAGUCAAGAGGGGAAGGCUGACAGGGUGGCUGACAUCAGAUCACCAUUACGGGCCUCUCUGCCCACGAAAGAAGCCUCAUUCUGCACCCUCCUGUAUCCUGAGUACCCCCACAAAUAGCAUAGCCUUCCAUAUCCCAUUUGCUGUCCCCAAGCCUUUGGGCCUCUUCAGGAUCUAAGCCCCAUGAACACAAGGACUGUCCCUCCCAAGACCUGGCAGAAGUGGUUGCUCAAUAAAUACUUGUUGAAUGAU